Molecule: messenger RNA, 3072 nt
Organism: Varanus komodoensis (Komodo dragon)
Lineage: Eukaryota; Metazoa; Chordata; Lepidosauria; Squamata; Varanidae
Gene: IDH3A
Product: isocitrate dehydrogenase (NAD(+)) 3 catalytic subunit alpha
Exons: 10
Coding region: 16-1236 (406 amino acids)
Biological process (GO): tricarboxylic acid cycle; isocitrate metabolic process
Cellular component (GO): mitochondrion
Molecular function (GO): magnesium ion binding; NAD binding; isocitrate dehydrogenase (NAD+) activity
Source: RefSeq, a predicted model, not a curated record
ACUUUGAAAAUAUGUAUGUACACAACACAAACAUGUUUUGGAAAGUGUGAGCUGUUGCAUAUACAGACUUGGCAGGAGUCUUUAGUAGACAGGAGUCUUCCUUUCCUAUUGUUCUGGUUGUCUAAAAAAAAUCAUAUUUCUGUGUUUGUUACCUUUCCACAGGUCUUUCGUUUACUAGGGGGGUUCAAAAGCCAAAAACAGGUGACCAGAAGUUUUGGUAGUGCUAAUCAGACGGUAACUUUGAUCCCAGGAGAUGGCAUUGGACCAGAAAUUUCUGCUGCUGUCGUGGAGAUUUUUGGAGCUGCUAAGGCACCUGUUCAGUUCGAAGAGAGAAAUGUGACGGCAAUCCAAGGGCCAGGAGGAAAGUGGACAAUCCCCCACGAUGCCAAAGAAUCUAUGGACAAGAACAAGAUCGGGCUGAAAGGUCCUUUGAAAACUCCCAUAGCAGCUGGCCACCCGUCAAUGAAUCUGCUGCUUCGUAAAACAUUUGACCUUUACGCCAAUGUCCGCCCUUGUGUGUCGAUCGAAGGCUACAAAACCCCUUACACAGAUGUUGACAUUGUCACAAUACGAGAGAACACGGAAGGCGAAUACAGCGGAAUUGAGCAUGUGAUUGUUGAUGGCGUCGUGCAGAGUAUCAAACUCAUCACAGAAGAUGCAAGCAAACGUAUUGCUGACUUUGCUUUUGAGUAUGCCAGAAACAAUCAAAGAAGCAAAGUUACGGCUGUGCAUAAAGCAAACAUUAUGCGAAUGUCUGACGGACUGUUCCUGAAAAAAUGCAGGGAAGCAGCAGAAAACUGUAAAGAUAUCAAGUUUAACGAAAUGUAUCUCGACACUGUGUGUCUGAAUAUGGUGCAGGAUCCGUCACAGUUCGAUGUCCUUGUCAUGCCAAACUUGUACGGCGACAUCCUUAGUGAUCUGUGUGCAGGGUUGAUUGGGGGCCUCGGAGUAACGCCAAGCGGGAACAUUGGCGCUAACGGAGUGGCGAUCUUUGAAUCGGUUCACGGGACAGCUCCGGACAUAGCUGGGAAAGACUUGGCGAAUCCAACGGCGCUUCUCUUGAGUGCGGUGAUGAUGCUGCGUCACAUGGGGAUGCAGGAAUAUGCCACCAAAAUAGAAGAUGCAUGCUUCGCCACGAUCAAAGAUGGGAAGGUCUUGACCAAGGAUUUGGGAGGCAAUGCAAAGUGCUCGGAGUUCACAGCAGAAAUCUGCCGCAGAGUGAGGGACACGCAAUAAGGUGUCUUCCUAUCUUACUGGUUUCGGUUGUUCCUGAUGGAUGCUGUUAAAGUGCUUUAGCCGUCUGCAGUUUUUAUCCAUUCCCUAGAGGAAAGCAAACUUUUAGGCAGGGGGCAUCCUGGUUAAUAAAUCCAGCGCAAAUGGAUGCAAUUAUUCCUGUGCCUGCUUUUGGUGGACUUUUUCCAAGUGCUUGCUCUGUUUAUUUAUUACAUUGCACAAUUUUUUGCAGAAAUAAAUUCCUUUUAACAGAUGAUGGUCAACCAUCAUCCAUUAUGAGCCAUCCUACUUUCUGGAAACAUUUGAUUUUAACUUUCCCAGAUGUAUGGUUUUUAUCACAACAACUUUAAAAAGGAGGCUCUCUAUUCUAGCUUUCUGUUACCUAUAAGGAACGCAGAAGCUUUUCUACGUUCAGAAAGCACAAGAUAUUUUUGUAAAGCAAAAAGACUUCUAUUAAACUGGCUAGACAAUUUGCCACAAGGAAGUUCUUUUCCUCUGCUCCUGGCACCUGAAACUUGUCCUUCAAAAGCUUGAAUAAAUACUUGAAACUGUGGAAAAACUUUAAAAAGUUUCAAUUAUUGUCUAUAAAUUGCAAGAUGUACUAUCUUUGGGGGUUGAAGGGACACUAUUAAAACUUGGCCACACAUCCGAAUAAACCACGGUUUGUCUACACAUCACCUUUCACCUCCUCUGGCUUCUUCAAUGAAAGUUAGUUGAUGCAAAUUGAUUUUUGUCUUCUGCAGAUUUGGACGCAGCUUAUCUGUUUAUUAGAUAGACAUCAAAUAUAUAAUUUGCCAUUACUGCUGUAUCGGAAGGCCUUUUCUAUUAUGCUCAAGUUUAUGUAAUAUAAUAAUCUUUAGUUUCUGUUUAAAUAUUGCUAUUCGGUAAUUAAUGGAUCUCCAGCCAUUCAAAUGGAAGGUGAAUGAGAUUGUGUUGGCAACUCAGGCCAGAUGUGAUGAGAGGCUCUCGACUCCCGCUGAAACCAGCAGUCUUGCGUCUCUUUCUCUCCCAGUGACCUUGUGUAAUACCAAACACAAACCUUGUGUAAUACUUGUUUGUGUAUUACACAAACCUUGUGUAAAACCAAACACCAUCCAUCUGCUACUCCUCAAGCAGCACUGGAUGAAGCAGAAGCAGGGACAGGGUAGUACACAACACACCCUGUGCGUUGUGUUAGUUGGUGUCACUGGGUAGGAACGGAGGGAAGCGAGAGAUGCUGUUGGAGGCACCGGAAUAUCCCCCAUCCUGUCUACUUGCAGCCCUUAAUAACAGGAAAUGUUGGGAUGUCGAGGCUUUACCAGAAAGGCGCUGAAAGCCACGAUUUUUCCCCACUCUGAUGUUUUAGGCAUACGAGGCACAAGCUUCCUGAACUUCUUGGGAAAAUUCCACACCUAGAUUCUCUCCAUGGCGAGGGAUAAACUCCUGACCCACACGCAAGGGCCGAUAGGAGCAGCAUGCCUGGCCCUGCCCGUCUCGCUUACCGUUUCAGACACAGCAAGUCUAAGUCUUUCGGGAGAGCUUCGACUUGCCCCUACGGUUCCCCAUUCAUUGUGCAAGCCACUAGAAGCAGUGGCGCGGCAACGACAUUUGGGCAGCUAAGUCUUUUGUUUGUGUUCGCUUCUGCACUCAGAGGCAUUUCGUACUGUAAGGGUAACUCUCAUAUGCCAAAAUAGGGGCUUCUUGGCGAACUUGGGAACAGUGCUCUCGCUUAACGUAACGUUUUGGUUUUUGUUUUAUUUACUGCUGCUGCUGCUUCUGUCUGUGUCUUGGAUUGUACUUAAGCAAACAGAGGUACCGUUUGUGCAAAAAGCAAGGACGAAUAAAGAUCUGCCAAAGGCA